Messenger RNA from Megalops cyprinoides (Indo-Pacific tarpon), 2952 nucleotides. RefSeq names its product coiled-coil domain-containing protein 39-like. Gene Ontology annotation, biological process: inner dynein arm assembly; cilium-dependent cell motility; cilium movement. The transcript has 21 exons. Bases 1 to 2952 code for a protein of 983 amino acids. NCBI's taxonomy places the organism in Eukaryota, Metazoa, Chordata, Actinopteri, Elopiformes, Megalopidae. The record is from RefSeq and is a predicted model, not a curated record. Gene Ontology annotation, cellular component: axoneme.
AUGGCCAACGCAAUUUUGUCUGACAUGGGCUUUGGUGAGUUCUUUUCUGUUCCCCUGGCAAAUGCAGAAAAUGAAGCACUGGAGAAUGAGCUUCAUAUGAAACGAAAAGAAAAAAUCACCUUGGAGAACAAAAUCAGCGAACACAAAGAUGCAAUUCACGCGGUAUCAAACUUUAUGAAAAAUCUUAAACAGGAGCUAUCGCACACCAGGGCGCUCUAUAGCGCUGUGGAGAAGGAAACAGAGUCGGAGCAGCAUUUCAAAAUCCUCGCAGACAGAGAGAGGGGCUGUUUACAGCAGGAGAUCACUCAUCUGGAGAAGGAGCUGGAGGUGCUAACGGAAAAGAAGAAGGCACUGGAGAAUGAAAUCCUAAAAGCUGGGCAAAAGAUGGAGAAGCUGAAGAGCCAGCUGAACUGGGAUCAGCAGACAUUGGACGCAUGGCUGGAGGAGUCGGCUCAAGAAGAUGAGGACACCAUGGUGCUCAUUAAAUACAGCCAACAGGAUGAGGCCAGGAUAAAAGAGCUCACAGUUAACAUUGAGAGGACGACCCUUGAGGUCAGCCAGAAACGAAAGGCCUUGGACAUGGAGUGGACCAAGACAAUGACGUUACAGGUGGAGCUGGAUAGGGCUGCAGAGAAUUUCCGUCGAGCCCACAGUGAGCGGCAGGAGCUGAUUCGUCGAUGGGAAAACACCAUUGAACAGAUGUGCAAGAGGGAUCAUGAGCUGGAGGAGUGUAUGCUGGCGCUCCCCUUGUGGAAUCAGGAAGUCAGGAUGAGGCAGAGUGUGAUCAGUGAGAAGAUGACCCUGCUGGAAAGCCAGGAGAGCAACAAUCAGGAGUGCAAGAGAAGGCUCAUAAGGGCUGAGCAGCUGGCAGACAAACUUAGGAUGGAGUUUAAAGACAAGGAGGGCUAUUAUUUGCAGCUGCAGCAGGAGUUUGAUAGCUUGAAGAACACUGUGGAGCUGGGUGCCACUCGUGUAGAAGCUGCAAGGUCCCAGCUGACCAACCUGACCAAUGAAACUAAAGACAAGCGUUACAAGGUGAAAUGUAUCAGGCACCAGAAUGCAGCUCUCGAGGCAAAGCUGAAGCGUGUGACGGAGAUGGCCAUCAGCGUGGAGGAGAGGGCAGCCGAGAUGGAGCAGAUGCUGAAUGAGGCCGAGAUGACCAAUGACGAGGAGGAGUCUAUGAUGGCCCAGAAGCACAAAUUGCUGUGCCGGAACAAGAUGGAGCUCCAGGAGCUGAAAUCCCAGGAGGAGGACGCCAUGGCCAAGUUGUUCAGGGGUCAAGCUGCCCUCAGCAGCUUCAACAGCCACCACGGCAAACUGGAGCAGGAGUGCAUGAAAAAACAGGAGCUGCUUAACAGCAACGAGUUCCAGAUCAAGCUCCUAAAGAAAAGGCUGCUGCGUCUGAAGGGAGAGCUGCAAACGGAGCAGGACCAGGUCCUGAAAGAGAAGGCCUGUGAGCUGACCAAGACCCUCGAUGAGCGGAGGAGGGCCCGCAAUAUGCUGGCACAGCAGCUGAGAAAGCUCCAGGUGGAGAGCCGCGGUGUGAGGAAAGGUGUGGAGAAAAGUCGGGUUGAGAGGCGAGAGCUAAAGACUAAGAUGAUGGAGACGGAGCUCUUCAACGAAACCUUGGGCAAGGAGCUGAAGAAGCUCAUCGUCAAAAUACAGGACACCAUGGUGGAGGAAAACCUCCUGAAGUUGGAUGUGAAACGGGUAAGAGAAAGGCUGCAGAAGGAGAUGGAUAGGAUUGUCUCAUUGGAGAAAGAAAGGAAGCAGAUGGAGACAUCCAUGAAAGAGAAGGAGAUGGAGAUCAACUUCAAUAGAGACUUGCUCCAGGCACAGAUCAGGAUCGCCAACCAAGAAAAUCAAAGUCUCAGUGCGGAAAUGAACGAGAAGCUUUGCAAAUUGGAAAAGAUGCGGAAGAAGUGUGAGAGCAUUACACUUCCCGUGAUUUCCUCUGAAAGAGAAGGGGGGAAAUCACUGGAGUAUUAUAUGAUCCAGGCUGCGCAGGAGAGAGAGGAACUCAAAAGCAAAGCCGACGAACUGGACAAAAAGGUCUGUAAGAAGCAGACAGAGAUCGAGGCACUGGAAAACACCCUGCAUGCCAUCAGAUGCAAAACGGAACAGCAGAAGGCAUCCUCUGAGGUCACCGAGUCGAUGGAGGAAUAUCAGGAGCAGCUGAAGCUUGAGGAGCAGGGGAGAACUGCACAGGAGCUGUACAGCUACAAGAUGAGGCAGAUCAGAGAGCUCCAACAGGAUAUUGAGGCCAAGAACAAUGCUCUAGAUAACCUACAUCAAGAGGAAAGCGAACAGAAGGAGAAGAGUUUUGAAACACAGUCACAAAUCAUAUCCUUGAACAAAGAAGUGGACUCCCAGAAGGACAAGCUGGACAGGGUAACCAAACAGUGCACCAGACUAUCCGCAGAGAUUCGGUCGGCUAAAAAGACCAAAAAGAAGACCAAAGAGGAGUAUGACAUAGACCUCUGUGAGCUGAGAGACUUCAACAAGAUGGUGGAUAGGAUGCUAUUGGAAGCCAUGGAUGACGACUCAGCCCUGAAACCAGUCCUGCAGGCACACUUCGAGGAGAAAAACCUGCAGCUGCCAGUAUCAGUGUUCCCAACAGCCAGCUGUCUCAGCCCUCCUCACAGAACUGCUCGUCCUGUUCGGUCUCCCAGCUCUUCCUGUAGCACCAGCACCAGAACCAUCCCCAGGGCUCAUUCGCCCAUAACACGAGCAGUCAAACCAAUCAGCCGCCUAAGCUCUGCUCGCAGCUCUGUCUCCUCUGUCAGGUCAGCCAGCUCUCAGCGCAGUGGCAGCCCCAAACCUUCGCCGGUGAAGACUGUGGAUCUGGGACUCCAGCUCACGGUGACCAGCGCCCUGUCUGUCAAGUCACCGCGGGAACCCAGGGCAGAGGACGCCACCGCCAACAAGAGCACCCAGACUCAGAAGCCCUAA